GCAAGUGCGCUUUUGCCUUCAGAUACUCAUUUAUAUUCGUCUAAAUGCUGAACAAGGAAUAUUUGACUGACCAGAAUGGCAGGAAAGGGCAGAGGAAUAGCAGCAUUCACCUUCAACGUUGAGGCUCUGGGCCUCACCAGAGGGUCCAUGCCUGAAACCCAGAGAGGGCCGACUCCAAUCUUCCCACAAAUUGAAUAUAAACCAGGGCCUUUGAAAGCUGGAGAAGAUGAAGACUAUAUGAGAGCAUUGAAACAAGAGAUGAGAGGACGAAUGAAAGACCUCCCUUUUAACAUAAAACCCCACACAGGAAAGGGAGAUGUGGAGAGGUACAAGGAAAAAUACACAAAAGAAAUCAAAAAAAUUGAAGCAGGCGAUUGGACACCAGACUGGAGCAGACUUCCGAAAGAGCUGAAGCCACAGAAGAAGAUAAUUAAGAAGAAAAUAGAUAAGAAAUCCACAAAGAUCUCAAGCAAGGACAAGAAGGAAAUGCUGAGCAAACUGGAUGAACUUGAGAAGAAGGGGGAUGUCAAAUCAGAUGAGGAGGGUGAGGAGAAGGGAAAGAAGAAAGAUGGUGAGGAAGAGGAGGAUGAAGAAGAAAUUGAAGGAGAAUAUGACGAAGAAGAGCUUGAAGAGGAAAACGACUACAUAUCGAACUACUUUGAAGACGGUGAUGAAUACGGCGGAGGAAGUGAUGAAAACAUGGAUGAAGCCACUUACUAGCAAUAAAAAAGCUAU
Messenger RNA from Pimephales promelas (fathead minnow), 735 nucleotides. RefSeq names its product polymerase (RNA) III (DNA directed) polypeptide G (gene polr3g). NCBI's taxonomy places the organism in Eukaryota, Metazoa, Chordata, Actinopteri, Cypriniformes, Leuciscidae. Gene Ontology annotation, cellular component: RNA polymerase III complex. The record is from RefSeq and is a predicted model, not a curated record. Gene Ontology annotation, biological process: transcription by RNA polymerase III.